Messenger RNA from Peromyscus leucopus (white-footed mouse), 1275 nucleotides. Its product is annotated as sperm motility kinase X-like. Gene Ontology annotation, molecular function: tau-protein kinase activity; ATP binding; protein serine/threonine kinase activity. Gene Ontology annotation, biological process: protein phosphorylation; intracellular signal transduction; microtubule cytoskeleton organization. Gene Ontology annotation, cellular component: cytoplasm. The transcript has a single exon. The record is from RefSeq and is a predicted model, not a curated record. Bases 457 to 1254 code for a protein of 265 amino acids. NCBI's taxonomy places the organism in Eukaryota, Metazoa, Chordata, Mammalia, Rodentia, Cricetidae.
CUGGGUCCUGAGAACCACAUACAGGUCUUCUGAACUCCUGAGCCAUCUCCCUACCCAGGCACUCUGGAUUUGGGGGUGUCUGUUGUCUUAUCAACUGUUCUUGCAUCUGAUUUUAUUAGUGCCUUCUCUCUCAGUGAGUGCUGAGCUCGGGUAAGAGGAUGAUUAUCCUUCCCAAGAAGUGGCUCUUAGCUUUGAUGACCCUUUGUUUUAUUCUCUGUUUCUGGUUGAUUCCUACCAACAUGAUCCGUGUCUUAUUCUGCGGUGUGCUGCUUUGGAGGGUGCUUUCUUCUCUUCCUGAGCAUUGAGUCCCUGUUAGGUUGUCUGAAGUAUUUCUGACUUUCCUUUCCUUUUGGAUGUAGGAAUUUGUAUUGAUAAACAGUCACAGGACCCUGAUUUGGACUGUUUAAAAUUCCCCAUUGAGGCUUUGGUUCUAGCCUUAUCAACAAGGCCCUGACCAUGGAGCAGGCCGGGGAGGCCUGCUGUUCUGCUGAGGAGACCUUCACCAAUGACUAUAAGAUGAUGAUGACCCUGGGCCAAGGACAGUUUUCAGAGGUCAAAUGGGCCUUUCAUAUCCCCACUGUAUCCUGUGUGGCAGUAAAAAUUCUUAGAAAUCAGAAGAAGUAUGCCUCGCUUAUCAACAGUGAAAUCAGCGUCAUGAAAUCCCUUGCCCAUCCCAACAUAAUUAAAUUGCUUCAUGUGGUCCAGACCAGAGAGACCACCUACCUGGUGAUGGAGCAUGCAUCAGAGGGAGACCUGCUGCAUCACGUCCUGGAACUGGGGGCCUUAGAGGAGAGCAAGGCUCCAAGGCUGUUUACACAGAUAUUGCAUGCCGUAAAGUAUUGCCAUGAUAACCUUAUCAUCCACAGAGACAUAAAGGCCAAUAACAUCCUCCUCGACCACAGGGGUAAUGUGAAGCUGAGUGAUUUUGGACUCUCCACUAAGGUCAUCCCUGGGCAGAAACUUGGUGAUUUCUGUGGCACUUUACACUACUGUGCCCCAGAACUCUUUGGAAAGGAGGCAUAUGAUGGCCAUGCUACUGAUAUUUGGAGUUUAGGCAUGCUCCUCUUCCUCAUGGUCGCCGGGCACUUUCCUUUCAAUGCUUACUCUUCUGUGAGGGUGAUACAGCAGAUCCUCACUGCAGACUUCAGGGUGCCUUCGCAUGUUUCCGUUGAUAUUCGAGAUCUCAUCCUCAAACUGCUGAUGAUAAACCCCUACAGGAGGCCCACCAUAGGCCAAAUCAUGAGGUUCCCAUAGUCAGGAGCAGUGAGGCUCGGU